Molecule: messenger RNA, 3344 nt
Organism: Pseudoliparis swirei
Lineage: Eukaryota; Metazoa; Chordata; Actinopteri; Perciformes; Liparidae
Gene: dmgdh
Product: dimethylglycine dehydrogenase
Exons: 16
Coding region: 74-2686 (870 amino acids)
Cellular component (GO): mitochondrion
Molecular function (GO): oxidoreductase activity; protein binding
Source: RefSeq, a predicted model, not a curated record
GAGAGAGAGGAUGGGGGGCUGGUUAGGCUUUAACUUGCAUGUAUAGUUUAAAUACACAAAUAUCACCUCAGUUAUGUCACGUAUAUUAAACCUAAUCAACUUUCAUUUGCGGAGAGAUUUCGCGGCGUGUGGAGGGGGAGCGCGCCUUCCUUUGAGAACCAUCUGCUGCACCUCAAGAAAACAGGCAGAGGAGAGUGAUGCGACCUCAGCUCUCAGAAAGAGGUGGAAGGACACCGCCGACACGGUCAUCAUCGGCGGGGGAUGCGUGGGGGUCAGCGUGGCCUAUCACCUGGCCAAAGGUGGCGUGAAGGAUGUGGUGCUGCUGGAGAAAUCUGACCUGACGGCUGGGUCCACCUGGCACGCUGCUGGUUUGACAACAUAUUACCACCCAGGCAUCAACAUCAAAAAAGUCCACUAUGACAGCCUUAAAUUAUACGAGAAGCUGGAGGCUGAAACUGGACAGGCGGUGGGCUUCCAUCAGCCCGGCAGCGUCCGCAUCGCCGGAACGGCGGCUCGAGUGGAUGAGAUGAAGUACCAGAUGACGCGCACACACUGGAAUUGUACCGAACAGUAUGUCAUCGGACCGGAGAAAGUCCUGGAACUUUUCCCUCUCCUCGAUAUAAACAAGGUGUUGGCAGGCCUGUACACCCCAGGAGACGGCCACAUUGACCCUUACUCCCUGACUAUGGCCCUGGCAGCCGGUGCUCGCAUGUACGGAGCCCAGAUCUACAACCCGGCCCCGGUCACCGGCCUCACCCCGACCGCUGACGGCAAGUGGGACGUCCAGACUCCUCACGGGACCAUCCGCGCCAAUCGCAUCGUCAACGCAACAGGUUUCUGGGCCCGGGAGGUGGGCAAGAUGAUUGGAUUCGAACACCCCACCAUCCCGGUGCACCACCAGUAUGUCGUGACGGCAACGGUUCCAGAGGUCAAGGCUCUGAAGAAGGAGCUGGCCGUCAUCCGGGACCUGGAGGCCUCCUACUACAUGCGCCAGGAAAGGGACGGCCUGCUGUUCGGCCCGUACGAAAAGAUGGAGAAGAUGGUGCUGCAGGACUCCUGGGUCAGAGACGGCGUGCCCGCAGGUUUCGGGAAGGAGCUGUUUGAGUCGGACCUGGACCGGAUAAUGGAGCAUGUCGAGAUGGCCAUGGAGAUGGUCCCCGUGCUGAAGGAGGCUGACAUCAUCAACACGGUGUCUGGACCGAUCACGUACACCCCUGACCUGCUGCCCAUGGUCGGGCCGCACCAAGGAGUUCGCAACUACUGGACGGCCAUUGGCUUCGGGUAUGGAGUCAUCCACGCCGGCGGGAUCGGCAAGUUCCUGAGCGACUGGAUCAGGAAUGGGGAGCCCCCCUACGACCUGAUCGAAUGCGACCCCAACCGCUACGGCAGAUGGUCGGACGUGUCUUUCCUGUGCGCCAAAGCUCGGGAAUCGUACGGCUUCAACAAUGUGGUCGGUUACCCGAAGGAGGAGCGAUUCGCCGGUCGACCGACCAAACGGAAAAGUGGCGUUUACGGGCUGCUGAAGGACAAAGCUUCCAUGGGCUUUCACUCCGGAUGGGAACAACCGCACUGGUUCUACAAACCUGGGGAUGACGUUGAAUACAAGCCCAGUUUCCGACGCACGAACUGGUUCGGACCGGUUGGCAGGGAGUGCAAGCUGGUGAUGGAGAAGGUGGGAGUGAUCGACCUGACGCCCUUCGGAAAGUUCCUGGUGAAGGGGAAGGACUCGCACAAGCUGCUGGACCGCCUGUUCGCCAACACCCUGCCCAAGGUGGGCCUCACGAACAUCAGCCACAUGUUGACACCCACGGGGAAAGUCUUUGCCGAGGUCACCAUCACCCAGCUGUCACCGGGGGAGUUCCUGCUCAUCACGGGCGCGGGGUCAGAGGGACAUGACCUCAGGUGGAUAGAGGCAGAAGCUGAAGACGGAGGGUAUGACGUGGACAUCAAGAAUGUGACGGAGGAUAUGGGCGUGCUGGGCAUCGCGGGGCCAAACUCGCGGAAAGUUCUUCAGAAGCUGACGGAGGAGGAUCUGAGUGACGCCGGGUUCAAGUUUCUACACUGCAAGGUCAUCCAGUUGGCCGGCGUUCCCGUCCGGGCCAUCAGGAUCUCCUACACAGGUGAGCUCGGGUGGGAGAUGUACAUCGAGCAGAAAAACAUGGCGACUGUGUACGAGGCCAUGAUGAAAGCAGGAAAAGACGAGGGCAUCGACAAUUUCGGCACCUACGCCAUGUCCUCCCUCAGACUGGAAAAGGGCUUCAGAGGCUGGGGAGCCGAGAUGAACUGUGACACAAAUCCACUGGAGGCUGGAUUGGAUUAUUUCAUCAAAAUGAACAAGCCUGCUGACUUUAUUGGCAAAGCGGCCAUUCAGGAGAUCAAAGCCAAGGGCCUGAAGAGGAAGCUGUCCUACAUCUCGCUGGACACGGAUGACAUCGACCCCGAAGGCAACGAGACCAUCUGGCUCAACGGCAAGGUGGUCGGCAACACAACGUCCGGCGCCUACAGCUACAGCAGCCAGCAGAGCCUGGCGUUCGCCUACCUGCCCGUGGAGCUGUGCUCGGUGGGCCAGAAGCUGGAGGUGGAGCUGAUGGGGAGGAAAUACCGCGCCAUGGUCAUCCAGGAGCCCCUGGCCCUCACCGAGCCCACGCGGACCCGGCUGCAGAAGAAGGCAAAGGGAAAAGCAUAAGCCGUCCUCGAUCAGUUCCUCCCCAGCUAAUGAAGAACGAGUUUAUUGCGACGUAUUAACGAGAGUCUUAUAUAUCCGUGGCCGACUGUUUGUGGACAGUUCAGGGGUGGAAAGAAACUCUGUCUUCCUGUUUUGUCUCUUCCCGGGGGCGAUGUUGAAAACCCAUUGCGAGUGUGCUUCACGAAUACAGGGAAAUAAAAAUGUUUAAUUUUCCUGCAUCAAAAUGUCUAAAAGUAGUGAGUAAUUUCCUUUUUUUAAAUUUUUUUAUUUUUAUGAAUGGAAAUGUUUUAUAGUUCAAACGUUUUGUGAAGGAUGCUUGAUUCUUGAGAUUUCAACUGGAGGGGUUGAAUAAAAAGAACAUGUUUGAAGAAUCGCAUUUAGCACUAAAUGUGACAAAGUGUAUAAACACUAAUAACCACGAGAAACAGAAGGCUCGUCCACUUGUACAAACAUUGUUUUAUAAAUCUGUUAUUUUUUACGAAUAUGUAAUUCAAUUGGUUUAUAUUAAUACCUUGAUAAUUAAAUCAAAAGCACCUCACUGUCUUAUAUAAGGUGUGUUGUGUCUUAACUCCUUUCCCUCUUUUUGUGUGUAAGUCUUCAUUCAGACUUAAAACAUGAAUAAUUUAUGUUAUACAAUAAAAUCAUUUUUACUUUAAAA